Messenger RNA from Hypanus sabinus (Atlantic stingray), 5633 nucleotides. Its product is annotated as torsin-1A-like. Gene Ontology annotation, cellular component: nuclear envelope; endoplasmic reticulum; endoplasmic reticulum lumen. Bases 16 to 1053 code for a protein of 345 amino acids. The record is from RefSeq and is a predicted model, not a curated record. NCBI's taxonomy places the organism in Eukaryota, Metazoa, Chordata, Chondrichthyes, Myliobatiformes, Dasyatidae. Gene Ontology annotation, molecular function: ATP hydrolysis activity; ATP binding. The transcript has 5 exons.
CUUGUCCUUUCGCUUAUGACGUCGCAGAAAGCGACAGGCCGCGACUGCGCACGCGUAUUAGGCGGCCCGCAGCAAACCUGCCCCGUUAUGGAGCCGAAGAAAUGGAAGUUGCGGCUGUGGUUCUUCUGUUUCCCCUUCGUUCCCGGUAUUCUGUGCUGGGAGGUCGCGUUUCCUUUCCGCUCGAUGUACUGUAAGCUCUCGGACUCCUGCGCCUGCGCCUUCCAGGCGAAGCUGGACAGUCUGGAACUUGAUCUGUGCCGUCACGUGUACGGGCAGCAUAUAGCACAAGAGGUGAUCGUUGGCGCCAUUAGGAAGUUUGCAGAAAACCAGGCACCAUUGAAGCCGCUUGUGUUGUCAUUCCAUGGCUGGUCAGGGACUGGGAAAAGCUACGUCACCUCGUUGUUGAUGAGGAAUUUGUACCGGAAAGGAAUGAAAAGUAUCUACGUGCACCAGUUUGUGCCCACCUUACACUUUCCCCAUGCCGGCCAGCUCCAUUUGUACAAGGAGCAGCUCAAAACGUGGAUCGCCAGUAACCUGAGCGACUGCAGUAGAUCGGUGUUCAUUUUUGAUGAAAUGGAUAAGAUGCAUCCUGGUCUAAUUGAUGCGAUCAAACCCUUCUUGGGAAACUCACAUGUUAUGUAUGGAACAAAUUAUCGGAAGGCAAUAUUUAUUUUUAUAAGCAAUGCAGGAGGCGAGCAGAUCAAUCAGAUGGUGCUGGAGUUUUGGAAGAAUGGCAAGGACCGGGAAGACAUUCAGUUGGAAGAUCUAGAGUCCCACAUCUCCAGUGCUGUUUUCAGAAACAAAAACAGUGGGUUCUGGAAUUCCGACAUCAUACACGAAGAGCUGGUCGAUUAUUUUGUGCCAUUUCUACCCCUGAAGCAGAAACAUGUGAAGGAGUGCGUGAAGAGCGAGAUGCUUUCCAGGGGCAUCAAUCCUAGAAAUGAGAUAAUCACAGAAGUGGUGAACUCCAUGAACUUCUUCCCAGAGGAUGAGAAACUGUUUUCUCAAACUGGCUGCAAGACUGUGUCUACCAAGCUGGACUUCAGCUUAUAAGGAAUGUUGUCAAAGCAUUUCAGAGAACCCUUUGUUUCCUGGCCGAUAGAAAGAGAAGACUGUGUCGUUUGUCAUUCUAAGUAAUUUGGUGAUUUAUAUUUAACUUUUGAAUUAAUGUCCUGUUUUAAGGACUUUAUUCCUGAGUUUCAAAAUAAGAAAGUUUACUUUAUUUUUUAAAUUAUUUGAUAUAUCAAAUUGUUUAACUGAUUCAGGAAAAAGAAAUGGAAUAUCCUGUGUUCAUUAAGAAUCUGCAUGCAAAAUCAGAAUCCUGAUUUGUACCCUGAAUCAGAUUUUCAGGAAUGGGAUGAUGAAAGGUGGAUCCACCCGUCUCCAGGAUGUUCUGACGGGGUGCCAGCCAGUGAGGUGCAUUUCAAAAACACAUGAUUCUGCAGAUGUUGAACUCAGAAUGUAUACAGACCCCAGCGCACACACUGUGGUCCUCAUGGGGGCUGGUCAGAUACAUACACGCAAGAUUCCCUUGAUCAGUGUAGCUAUUUCUGAAUUCCUUAAUGAUCAGUCUUGCUUCAGUUGGAAAUGUUUAGUCCAAUCAGGCAGGUAGACAUGACUGCCAGCUUGUGUAGAUUCAUAAUGGCCUGCAUUACAUAAAGUAGCAGUGCUCUUUAGGAAGAGAUCCUGAGCAGGCAUACAAAUGAACAAUUGCUAUAAAUCUGAAACAAACUGGGCUUCCAAAGGAAAUUAGUUUAAAUAUUUGCAUAAGAGUCUUCCUUGUGAGAUUGUAUAGGGGAGAAUCUAUUCACUGUAUCUGGUAAAAGUAACUUGAUUUACUCUUGGCUUUAAGUCCUGUUUCAGAGACACCUCUUGUUGCUCCAGGAGGUAACUAGCGAAGGUGGAAACAAACAUCAGGCCAAACAACAUCUGUACAAGCAGCAGGCUGGUUUUACAUCUAAUCCUGCCCAGGUUACCGUUCCCUCAGAGAAAGUGGAGGGAUGUUAACAGUGAGACUGUAUGGGGGUCAGUAAGAUGGCAUGAAAAAUCAUGGGUGUAUAUUGGCGUGUUGGCAGAUGGUUGGACGCAGAGUCACUAUCCAUCACUUGUCCUGCCCAAAUCUCGAGGACAGGGGCUUUGAUCUCUGACCAUUGCCACAGGAUUAUGGACAUUCUAGGGUAGGAACAGACCCACUUACUUCGGUUCCUGGAGCAUUGGCCUGAGUCUCCAUUUCUCAAGUCCCCAUUAGUAUUUUUUCCUGGAGGGCAGAUAGGAAGAUUGAGAGGUAUGUGCCUUGAUUUGACGUUGCUACUAAUUGGGAACCUAGCAGCCAGAUAUCGAGUGUAGAUAAACCCACAGCUUGCAUGGAGACUAUUUAAUAUCCAAGUAUUGAAAUAAUUUUGGGCAAGUGUUAUGAUUUUUAUGUGGUAUAUUCAAUAAUCAGUCAUCUGUAGGCAUUGAAUAUGAAGGAUUUCUAUACUGUAGAUAGAUGAAAUCUGACGUCAGCCAAUGGGUGUCAGAUAUUUAAUUGCUCCAAUAGCUUCUAACCACUGGUAUCACUGAGGUUAUAUUUUUCGCAUGGCGAGUGAAGAGGACAGUCAGAAUUCCUUACUUUGGGAGUGGGAUACGAUGGAGAGACUGGUCAGGGCUUCACAGAAGGGGAUUGAAAGCUGGACAGGAAUAAUGGGUGGGGGGGGGGCGGAGAGGUGGAGACUGAAUGAGGAGAUGAUUGAAGAGUGUGGUUUUGGGAGGCCUGUUUGAAAAUCGAGCAGCCUUACAUGAGCAAAUCCCACAAGAGCUGCUGCCUUUCCAAGAGAUCAUGUAACCAUUUGCCACGAGUUGCUUUUUUGUCCACUAACCUUGUGAAGAUGAGAAGCUCCAGUUAUACGUUUGUCCCUGCCCGCUCUGUAACAAAUUGUGAUGCUUUGACAGCAGUCGAUCAUAACACACACAUUCCUAGCUAUCUGUUUUCAAUCAGGUGUACUUUAUAUUAUAAAAUGUAGCGGAAAUAUUUGCCACCCAGAAUUGGCACACCAACAGUGGCACUUCAAGGUACUUUAAGGUUGCAGUUUUGCUGAAAUAAUGAUCUUCAGUGUAUUUGUGUUUGCGCCCUUACCUUGGGCAUUGGCAUAUGAUAGUGCACACCUCUGUAUUCUGGCUGAGGAGGAUUCUCUUUCCACUUCUUCUGUGGCUUCUUCAUGAGCUGGAUGUGUUUUCUCUUGCUACACGUGGCACAUCAGACCAACUUAAACCAGUCAGGUUAAUCUUCCUUUUAGACAGUUAUGAAAUACUUCGUGCCAAGUGUAUAAUACUCUCAAAGUGAUUAUUCAUAAUCGGAGCUCACUUUUUUAUUAAGCCUAUCUCCCCUACAGGGGCGUGGGCUGCUGACAGCAGCUUGUCAGAGUCCCUUGUCCUGGGACAGUCUUUCAAGUUGGCCCCAGGUGUAGCCCACUUUUAAAGAUCUUUCCUCUCCCAGGGAUGAGGUCUUUGGAGCUUCUAUUGAUGUUUCUAUAGCAUUAUCUUUUUUCUAAUGGGAUGGGGUUACUAACAAUGCUCCUGUAACAGCUGGGCUUCAGACCAUCUAUGGCGGAGCUGGUGUUCACCUUACUCAAAUCUAAACCUGAAUAUCUGCUUUUGUAAAAUGACUAUCUCUGUGAUACAAAGUGGUUUAAAAAAACUAAAUCUGAAUGUGUAUACUCUGAUAUGUUUAUGUUUGUACAUUCUGAAAUGGUUCUGUUUAAUACUUUCAUAUUCCAGAUCCUUUAUAUUUUGAGUGAGUUUAUCCCAUUAGGGGAAAUCAAUAGACAUGUUUACAUUUAUAAGUAAUUUUUAAAUAGUCAUCGUGCAAUACUCUUUUUAUAAAAUAAUUCAAAUACCAGUUUAUUGAUAAAAUCAUGAAGGACAGAGUAAAGUGGAUGGUCACUGUCUUUUUCCCAACGCAGGAGAGUCUAAAACAAGAGGACUUAAAACUUUCUUUCCCACCUUAAAUUUUAAAGGUAUUUGAGGGGUGGAGAUGUGUCUCGACCAAAGGAGGUGUAAGGGGUUCCUUCCCUCGGCUAGCCUGCAGGUCACCCUUGGGAAAGGUGUAACACCUGCUCAGCCUCCCCACCUGUGUUCAGGUCACAUGACUCCAUGUGAGCAGGUGAUGGAUGGUCAGAUGAGCAGCUGGUGCAUAAUAGCUGGGACCAGCCAUCUUAUAAAGACAUUGCUCAGGAAUAGACACACACACACAACCCCCCCGACCCCAGGUCAGGCAGCAUCUAUGGACAUGAAUAGAUAGUCGACGUUUCAGGACUGAGUAGAAAGGGGGAAGAUGCCAGAAUAAAAAGGUGGGGGAGGGGAGGGGAGGGGAAGGAGGCUAACUGGAUGGUGGUAGGUGAAGCCGGGUGGCUGGAGAAGGGAUCUGAUAGGGAAAGGAGAGUGGGCCAUAGCAGAAAGGGAAGGAGGAGGCGACCCGGGGGAGGAGGUAAAAGGUCUGAGUGGAAUAGUGGAAGGGGGGGAAUUUUGUUUACCAGAAGGAGAAAUCAAUAAAUCUGUAGAAAAACUUGCCAAGAAUAAUGAUUGAUUGCCCAUGUUAUGUGACACGGCACAUAAUGAUGUGGACUUGAGAGGCCACUUUUUCACUCACAAGCUAUAGAGUUGGGGUACACUUUCAGUGUUUAAAAAGUAUUUGGAGAGAUGGAUGGAUAGGAAAGAUUUAGAGGGAUAUAGGCCAAAUCCAGGCACACGGGACUAGCUGGGGUAGAUUUCUUGGUCAUUAUGCACAAGGUGGACCAACGGCCGGUCAGUCAACACACCUGGUAUUUGAGCCUGGAGGUCCAGGUCCUGUCAGCAGCUGGUCCAUGGGUUGGAACCUGGGGGUAAGUCAGAAAUUUGGAAGUUGAAGUAUGAUGUCUGGAGACUGGAGGCAGGACACCUACCCUGGAGCUAAAGGGCUGACUGACUGUGAGAGAGGAAAAGGGCUUGCUUUCCGGUUGUCUUGUUGCAUUCUGUGUUGAGCAUUGUGGGCUCGUUAUGUUGGUGCAGGAUUGUGUGGUAAUACUUGUGGGCUCCUCCUGACACAUCCUUGAGAUGCGAUGGAUGGCUGUUAACGCAAAUGAACACAAUUCACUGUAUGUUCUGAUGUUAAUUUCUACAGACGUAUCGUGGAGAGCAUUCUAACUGGCUUCAUCACCAUCUGGUAUUGGGGGAUGGGGGGGCGUGCGGGCAGUUCGAAGUAAGCUGCAGAGAGAUGUAAACUUAGCUCCAUCGUGGGCAGUAGCCUCUGUAGUAUCCAGGAUAUCAUCAGGAGGCGAUACCUUAAAAAGGUGGCAUCCAUCAUUAAGGAUCCCCAUCACCCAGGACAUGCCCUCCUCUUGUUGCUACCAUCUGGGAGGAGGUACGGGGUCUGAGGCGCACAUUCAACAAUUCAGGAACAGCUUCUUCCCAUCUGCCAUCAGAUUUCAUCAAUGUGAGUAGACAUUGAACACAUGAAUACUACUUCACUACUGUUUCAUUUCUACUUUUUGCACUGCUUAUUUAAUAUAUACUGUAAUUCAGUUUUUUCAUUAUUAUGUAUUGCAUUGUACUGCUGCCAUAAAGUUAACAAAUUUCAUGAAAUAUGCAGGUGAUAAUAAACCUGUUUCUGAUUCUAA